This is a messenger RNA of Clavispora lusitaniae ATCC 42720, 1707 nucleotides long. It is a transcript of the gene ISW2, whose product is annotated as DNA translocase. Gene Ontology annotation, molecular function: ATP-dependent chromatin remodeler activity; ATP hydrolysis activity; ATP binding. Gene Ontology annotation, cellular component: nucleus; chromatin. Lineage: Eukaryota; Fungi; Ascomycota; Pichiomycetes; Serinales; Metschnikowiaceae. The record is from RefSeq and is a predicted model, not a curated record. Gene Ontology annotation, biological process: nucleosome organization; regulation of transcription by RNA polymerase II.
AUGAAUAUUGUCGAAUCGAUGGUUCGACGUCUCAUGAGGAUAGAAUCGAGGCUAUCGAUGAUUAUAAUGCACCAGAUUCAAAGAAAAUUUAUCUUCUUGUUGACAACAAGAGCGGGUGGUUUGGGUAUCAAUUUAACUACUGCUGAUAUUGUUAUUCUUUAUGACUCUGAUUGGAACCCCCAGGCAGAUUUGCAGGCUAUGGAUAGAGCGCAUAGAAUUGGACAGAAGAAACAGGUUCAGGUAUUCAGGUUCGUGACUGAAAAUGCAAUAGAGGAGAAAGUUAUGGACAGGGCUGCCCAAAAAUUGAGAUUAGACCAACUUGUGAUUCAACAGGGUCGACAGGCUACUGGGAAUAUUGGAAAUUCUGCUGAUGAUUUGCUAGGUAUGAUUCAACAUGGCGCUAAGGCUGUCUUCGAAUCGAACAAAAGUACCAUGCUCCAUGAUGAUAUUGAUGCUAUUCUUGCUAGAGGAAGAGAGAAAACUGCUUCACUUAAUGCAAAAUUCAACAAAUUAGGCCUUGAUGACCUUCAAAACUUUACGUCAGACGCUUCUGUCUACGAGUGGAAUGGGCAAAAUUUUGCUAAACGCGAACACGAAGAAGCAGGUCUUACUUGGAUUCAUCCAACUAAACGUGAAAGAAAGGAACAAACGUAUUCGAUAGACAACUAUUAUAAGGAUGUUCUAAAGGCUCCUGCGGGCCAAGGUAAACAAGGACCCGCAACCAAAAUCAAACAACCGAAAGUAUACCAUCCGCAGGACCACCAAUUUUUCUCCCCCGAAUUGAUUGAUCUUCUUGAAAGGGAGCAACUUGCAUACAAGAAAGAAGUAGGAUAUGUGUACUCUGUGGAUGAUUUUGGUGAUAGUGAAGAAGAAUUUCUGAGUGAAGAUGAGGACAUGUCAAGAGAAGAACGUCUCAAAAUUGAGCAAAAGAAAAUUAAGGACGCUGUUCCACUUACAGAAGAAGAACAUACUCGCAAAGAAGAAUUGGUCGAUGAAAGUUUUCAUACAUGGUCACGGCGUGAUUUCACAAAUUAUAUACAUAGUUGUGCCAAAUAUGGCAGACAUUCAUACAAGCAGAUUGCUGAAGCUCUCGGUAAAGAUGUUACCGAGAUUGAGAGAUACACGAAGAAGUUCUGGGAGAGGUAUAAGGAGAUUGAAGGGUACGAGAAAUACAUCGCUCAGAUUGAAGCAAGCGAAAAGAAAGUGGCGAAGCUUCAUAUCCAGCAAAGUUUGUUAGCCUCUAAGAUUGAAGCAUUAGAUGACCCUCUUGAGGAUCUCAAGAUCCAAUACCCUCCAAAUAAUUCCAAGCGUGUCUAUUCUAAACUUGAAGAUAGGUUUAUCAUGUUCUGUGUCCACAAACAUGGUCUUCUAAGUGAAAGACUUGGUGAAAAGAUAAAGCAAGAUAUAGCGGAGAGCGAUCUUUUCAGAUUUGACUGGUAUAUCAACUCUAGAACUCCACAAGAGAUCAGCAGAAGGGUCAACACACUCAUGCUUGCUUUAGCAAAAGAAUCAGACGGUGCAUCUGGGUCUAAAAGGAAAACUAAGCAAUUGAACGGGGCAUCUACGAGGCAAAGUUCUGUUGACCCUAGCACAGUUGAAGCAACGCCUGACCCAACUUUUUCGGAGUCUCCUAAUAACAAGGCGAAAAAACGCCCGAAUGGAGAGGCUGAAGUGGAAACUAGAACAGUUAAAGUGGAGAAUGACUAA